Molecule: messenger RNA, 858 nt
Organism: Leptosomus discolor (cuckoo roller)
Lineage: Eukaryota; Metazoa; Chordata; Aves; Leptosomiformes; Leptosomidae
Source: RefSeq, a predicted model, not a curated record
AUGGAGAACGCAGAUAGCACGGAGGAGGAGAAGCAGCAGCCGGCCGUAGGCAAUGACAGCACGGACAACGGCACCGAACCGGCAGCAGAGGAGCAGCAGAUGGACUUCAGUACCGAAAUCAUGAGUGUGACCGAGAUGGAGCAGUCACCCGACAGCUCCCCGGACUUGAACGAGGAGAACACGCAGGAGAGCGAAAUCCCCAACAUCGAGAGUUUGCAGACGUCCGAUAUCGAGGCGUGCUUCCCUCCGGACUUUGACAAGUUCUGGAAAGUAGUCGAGGAGAAUCCCCAGGAUUUCACAGGAUGGGUGUAUCUGCUGCAGUACGUGGAGCAGGAGAACCACCUCCCGGCUGCCAGGAAGGCAUUUGACAGGUUUUUCACGCACUACCCCUAUUGCUAUGGGUACUGGAAAAAGUAUGCGGACCUGGAAAAGCGCCACGACAACGUGAAGCAGUCGGAUGAGGUUUAUCGCAGAGGGCUUCAGGCAAUUCCUCUUAGUGUUGAUCUUUGGAUACACUAUAUAAACUUCCUAAAGGAGACCUUGGACCCUGCUGACCCCGAAACCAACAGUACGAUCCGAGGAGCCUAUGAACAUGCAGUCCUGGCUGCUGGGACAGAUUUCCGUUCUGACAGACUGUGGGAGAUGUAUAUAAACUGGGAAAACGAACAGGGCAACCUGAGGGAGGUGACAUCCAUCUAUGACCGCAUCCUUGGAAUUCCAACGCAACUCUACAGUCAUCACUUCCAGAGGUUUAAAGAGCACAUACAGAACAACUUGCCGCGAGACUUCCUGACGACCGAGCAGUUCGUCCAGCUGCGCAGAGAGCUGGCGUCUGUGAACGGCCACAGCGGGGAGGAC